Messenger RNA from Haemorhous mexicanus (house finch), 390 nucleotides. RefSeq names its product distal membrane arm assembly component 1 (gene DMAC1). The transcript has 2 exons. Bases 1 to 327 code for a protein of 108 amino acids. The record is from RefSeq and is a predicted model, not a curated record. Lineage: Eukaryota; Metazoa; Chordata; Aves; Passeriformes; Fringillidae.
AUGACGGACACUUCCGGCGGCUUUUCCGGUCCUGCUAUGUCACCGCGGGGCGCGGAGCCCGCGCCGGACGCGGCGUCGGUGCCGGGGCCCGGCCCGGCCUCGUCGCGGCCGCUCUUCGGCGGCUGCUGGAGCUGCCGCCUGCUGAGCGGCGCGGGGCUGCUGAUGGCCGCCGUCUGGGUGUACCAGGGGCCGCGGAACGUCAUGAAAAAGGGGAUCACCCCCUCCAUGGGCGCCAUCGCCCAGAUCACCUUCGCCGCCGGUCUGGCCAGCUGGGCCAUCGUCAUCCUCGCCGACCCCGUGGGACGGUGGCAGCGCCGGGAGCCCUGAGGGGACCCCAAUAAAGCCCCGGGACCCCCAGAGUGCCCUGGGGGGGGCACAGGACAGGACAGA